This is a messenger RNA of Nicrophorus vespilloides, 2570 nucleotides long. RefSeq lists its product as uncharacterized. Gene Ontology annotation, cellular component: extracellular region. NCBI's taxonomy places the organism in Eukaryota, Metazoa, Arthropoda, Insecta, Coleoptera, Silphidae. The transcript is spliced from 2 exons. Bases 162 to 2480 code for a protein of 772 amino acids. The record is from RefSeq and is a predicted model, not a curated record.
UAUAAAAAAAGAAAUCUCGAUCAGAAUAUACGGAAUCUGAUUACGACAAAACAGCGCAUUGCAUAUAUCUGCAAGAGGAUUGGGUUACUUAUAAAACCGGUUCCAAUAAAUAGAAUAGCCAGAACUGAAAACAUUAGUUCACAAGAAGUAUUGUAACGAAAAUGAGCGGUGCUCUUGGUUUGCUCAAUUUACUAUUUCUACUAUGCAGUGCGCAAAAAAUGGAAUUCAACGUAGAAUACAAAUGGACCCAUUUGAACUACACGUGGCCAUCGCAGGAAGUUUACGAUCAAGCCGUGAAGGAUGGAGCAUAUGUUCCGGAGAAUAACGCUCCGGUUGGCAUUAAAUUCUACAAGGAUAAACUGUAUUUGGCUUUGAUAAGAAUUAGAUCAGGUACACCAAUUACGCUGGCUUAUAUAGAAAAGGAUGCACCCAUUAAAUUUAAUCAACUAUUAACUCCAUUUCCAUCAUGGCAAAUGAAUGCUAAAUACGAUUGCAAAACUCUGCAGAACGUACAGAGCAUGGAGAUCGAUAAGAACGGUAUCAUGUGGGUCUUAGAUGGUACAAGGAUCAGUUCGAUAACUUCAUGUCCAGCCAAGUUAGUGCUAUUGGAUUUGAAUGAUAACGGAAAAGUCCUUCACACUUACGUUUUUCCUGAAGAACUUGCUCUGAGUCAAGGUGGAUUUCUCAAUGACAUUGUGCUGGAUGAAAGCGACGGGGGUUUCGCUUACAUAACAGAUAACUCCAAUAUAGAUCCUGGUCUUAUAGUCUAUUCUAAAAAUCAGAACAAGGCUUGGAAGUUCAGAGACGCGACGAUGUUUCCAGAGUUGCAUUCCACCCCUUACAAAGUUAAUGGUAUCGAGAUAAAAGGACGUGUUCCCAUAGAUGGGAUAGCUUUAUCGCCAGUAAAAAAUGAAAACAGAUUCGUUUAUUAUACACCCCUGACUGGAUACAAUAUGUACGCAAUUAAUACGAAGAUUUUAAAAGAUGAAACGAAUCUGCAUCUCGGAAACUGGAGGAAGGACGUCAAGUUUGUAGGUAUAAAAUCUUCGCAUACUGAUGGAAUGAUAAUGGAUAACAAAGGAAACUUAUUUUAUGGUUUGUUGCAAUCUUACGGGAUAGGCAAAUGGAAUGAAAAUAAAACCUUCCGCACUGCAAAACAAAUUUACCAAAACAAGAACGAACUUAUUUGGCCAGAUACCUUUGCCAUGGACUCAUCGGGAAACCUCUUCGUACUAUCAAACCAAAUAGUGAGGUAUAUAGAUACAAGCAAUUCUUUGAAACUUGAUAAAGAAAUCAAGUUUAGAAUUUUACAAACACAUACUGGAAAUAAUAACAUGUUAGUUUUUUGUAUACUGUUAGUUAUUGCGAGGUUAGGGUGGUGUUUGAACCUGAGCGUAGAUUAUGAAUGGAAUUAUAUCAAUUUCACGUGGCCGACUUUUGUGGAGUAUAAUUACGCAAGUUAUAAGCAGAAUUACAUUCCGGAAAAUAACGUUCCUACGUGUAUUCGGAUCUAUGACGAGAGGCUUUACGUGGCGCUAGGGAGGUUGUUUCCUGGAACACCGGUAACUUUGGCUUCUAUGAGCGCCAAGUCGGAUAAGUACAAUAAGGAUAAUCCAAUUUUGGCCCCUUUUCCGGAUUGGGAUACUAACGUCAAAUGCAACUGCUCGACGCUGCAGAACGUUUACACAUUUGAUAUUGAUCGAAAAGGCGUUAUGUGGAUUGUGGAUGGUGUAAGAAAUAACAACUUGACGGAAUGCCCGGCGAAAUUGGUGUUAUACAGUCUAAGAUCCAAAAAGUUUAUUUUAUCGCAUAUUUUCUCAGAAUCUAUAGCAAAGGAAGCAUUUCUAACAGAUAUAGCUGUAGAUGUUAAUUACGCUUAUAUAGCUGAUAAUAGCAAGCUCGAUCCUGGAUUGAUAAUUUAUUCUAGGAGCAAAGAUAAGUCAUGGAAAUUAAGAGAUGACUCCAUGUUUCCGCAGCAGGCGGCAGUCAAUUUCACCAUCGAUAAAAAGCAAGUGGACUUUUACUCCGGUAUAUAUGGAAUCGCUUUAUCACCGGAACGCAACCAUUACACUAGGCGUCUCUAUUUCAACUCUAUUAGCAGCUACAACAUCUACCACAUAAGUACCAACAUUAUUCAGGACGAAUAUAAUACGAAGAACAGCGACUGGAGAAAGUACGUUGACUUCGCCGGAAAGAAAAUAGAUCAGAGCGUCGGUUUGAUCAUGGACCCCAAAGGAAAUCUGUUCUUUAAUCUAAUACACAAUCGAGCGUUGGCCAAGUGGAAUGUCUACCAGAAAUUCAGCACGGCCCGAAUCAUAAUGAAACAUAAUUACUUUGAUUGGUGCGACGGUUACUCGUUCGACACCAACGGAAACCUGGUAAUCUUAUCGAACGAAAUUGGGAAAUACUUGGCGACGAAACCCAAGCGGAACACGAAGGCAGUCCACUUCCGUAUACUACGAUUGUCGACAAAGAAAUAAUCGGAUGUAAAUUUAUUUUUCAUUAUCAAAUUAAUAAAUUAUUUAAAAAUCUUUUACAAAUGGAAGGAUUCGUGUUCAGAGGCCGAAUCU